Papilio machaon (common yellow swallowtail) is the source of this 2162-nucleotide messenger RNA. Its product is annotated as NEDD8 ultimate buster 1. Gene Ontology annotation, molecular function: protein binding. The record is from RefSeq and is a predicted model, not a curated record. Lineage: Eukaryota; Metazoa; Arthropoda; Insecta; Lepidoptera; Papilionidae. The coding region runs from base 109 to 2013 and encodes 634 amino acids. Gene Ontology annotation, biological process: regulation of ubiquitin-dependent protein catabolic process. The transcript has 12 exons.
CUUAAGUAUAGCAACAAACCUGACAGCUGUCACAUUGUGUUUUGUGAAUUUUUGCCGAUAUUGUGCAAAUCAUUUUCUUAACACAAAUUAUUUAUUAUUCGAUUCACAAUGGAGGAUAAUCUCCAGCAUGAGGAUUUGCUUAUAAAAUUACGGGGCAAGCUGAACGAGGAGAAGAUUAAGCUAUGGGAACCGCCGUAUUUGGGCACCGAUGAUGUCUUCACACAAUGUUUUCAGGAACUCGCAAAGAAGUAUGCAUCGGAUCUAUCUGUUGAUGAACAUUUAGUUCUCAGUGCCUUGCAUGAGCUGCAACUCAGAUCUAUGGAGAGGGUAAAGGCCAAUGAGGAGUUCAAAGACACAGGGCUGGCAACAUUCAGAAUUAAAGUGACAAUACCAAAGGAAAAGCCCAAGAUACUGAAAAUACAGAGGACUUUAGAUGUACCGGGUUCCAAUCUGUUAAAUGCUGUUGCUGCAGAGAUUGGUGUUGCAGAAUCUAGGUUAAAACUUAUAUCUAAUGGUAAAUUAGUGAAGUCAAGCAUGACACUAAAUGAGCAAAAUGUCAAGAAUGGCACCCAACUGAUGGCACUUGUGUUGGAUGCCAGUCCCGAUGAGGUGAAGAAAGAAGACAACUUGUACAUAGAGAUGAAGACAACCAGAGAUGAUGCCACUAUGCUCUCCGAGUAUGUCAGCCAGCUUGCAGACUAUGAUGAGUACAUGAAGCUGGAAGACCAGUCGGGUAAGGCGGUGGAGCUGCCCCCGGCGGAGAAGAAGUCCCUGCUGGUGGGGCUGGCGCUGCAUGAGCGAGGUCGGGCCGCUAUCAAGCAGAAGGACUAUUCUCUCGCUUUGGUCUUGCUUCUAGAAGCUGAUAGGCAGUUCAACGAGUGCCGGUCGUCGCUGCUGCAGACUGUGGACAACUGGGGCGUGCUGCAGCUGGACAUAGCGUGGUGCUACGCGGGGCUGCGCAGCGUGGCCGCCGCGGCUGAUGCGGCGCGACGACUGGCAGCCGCCGAGCGCGCGCUUCAGGACACCUACGGUCCAGACCAGCGCCGUCUGCUCGAGCUCAAGGGCAAUGCUGGUCAGUGUUACAUCUCAAUGUUACACAUUUGCAAUCUUACGUUUGAAAUAACUUAUGUUGUGACGUCAGCGAACGAGCGCGUGCUGCUGAUGCGGCUGUACCUGCUGCAGGGCAUCGUCGCCUUCCACCAGAACAGGCGCGCUGACGCCAAGGCCCUGCUCGAGAAGGCGGAGGCCGAGCUUAACAAUUUGAGGGUGGACGAAUCUGCGGUGAGCCGGCUGAUGGAGUUGGGGUGGUCGCGUGCGCAGGCCCGCGUGGGGCUGCGCGGCGCCGCCGGGGACCCCGACCGCGCGCACCUGCAGCUGGCCGCGCGCGCAGACCAGCGCGAGCAGCACCGCCGCGACAGACGCCUCCGUAUGCAGCGCACCUGCUCGGACGGGACUGCGCUGGACGGGGGUCUGGUGCGGCAGCUGGUGGCGCAGGGCUUCGCGCGCCCGCUCGCCGCCAUGGCGCUGAGACACACCAACAACGACCUGCAGGCCGCGCUGCGAGACCUCACUUCGUUACGGGAACAUCCACAGCUGCUGUGCGAGAUGCUGGAUCAAGUGGUGGACUCCGACUCGGACUCGCCUUCUGUACCCGACAAAAAACUAAUUGCAGAGCUGGAAGCGAUGGGCUACUCUGAGGAGGUGGUCCGGCGUGCGCUGCGAGCCGGACACAACGAGCUGCACGCCGCCCUCGACCUGCUGCUGGCCGGACACGCCGGACACGCAGCGACAUCCGAGAGUAUGGUAUCUGGGGAGGAGGAGGGAGGCAACCCCUCCACCAGUACCGCGGAGACCUCGCGCACAAAGAUGAAGCAGGAGUGGGAGAGGAAGAAGGAAUGCGAUCGCGCGCUGGAGCGGCUGUCGUCGGCCAUCCGCGGUGACGAGGACGACUACCUCGACACCUCGCUCAUGGAGGAGGAGCAGUACCUCGCAGAGUACAAGUCCCUCCUCUAAGUCUCCACUGCACCUGAAUCUCUCAAGAUGUUAAACAGAACUUGCGGAGAACUACACAGUUAUGUGUAACACAUUCGUCUUUUACUUGUUGUUUCUGUCCCAUACCUCUCCUCAAUCCUUCUCUUUCUUUUUCCAUUUUAGAUUCGAGA